AUGCGCCCCAUAUAUGUUUUGCUCAAAUGUAGAAGUGAAUUCGGCAGAACAGGUCGACAAUACUACCGAUCCAUAAAGCUGCGAGGAAAGAAAGACACACAACCGGUUAGCACAAUUAUUAGGGCAAAGGAAGUGGAGUGUUUUUCUCUGCUUAAUAAGCCCCUUUUUCCUGGACUCUCCUACGUGCUAAAUGCUGAUAGAAACCUUGUGAAGAGUUUCGAAAAAUGCAAAAAAAAAAGUGCACACAUAGGACUUUUUCUUUUAAAAAAUGUGGAAAAUGAGCAAGUAGGAGGCUUCUCUACAGACGCACAGUUUAUUAUGGAUAUGCCUGUCGGAGGAAAAACCGUUUUGAAGAAAGACAUAUCCUUCAUUAACGAUGUAGAAGAUGUGUACCACUGCGGAUCGGUAGGGCUUAUCCGAGAGGUCCUCUACAACGAUGAUCAGCCCAGAAACGACACGGAGGGGAGACGUAGCCCAGCAGAGAAGAUUCCCCAAAAGAGUAGCGCAUUGGAUAGAACAGAAAGAGUAGUCUGUAGUAGGGAUGACUCCCAUGAUGGGAAGGAGCGAGACGAAAGGACGGGGUCCCUAUUGGAUCAAUCCAAACAUAUGCAUCGAGUGGUCAUUGAAAUUGCGGAAAAGGUGAAAAUUGAAAAGUGGGUCAAGGGGAAUACAGCCCAUGUGGACGUAAUUAAGGAACACAUAUCCUGCACGCGAAAUGGAAAGCAAAUAAAAGCUUACCAAAUGGAGGUCGUAGACAAAAUAAAAGAAAUAAUACAAAUAAAUAGUGCGUGCAGUGUUGAAUAUAAUUUAUUGUUAAAAUAUUAUGAUGUGAAAAAUGUAUACAGUUUGGUGAACCUGGUAGGUAGCAUAACCAUGGGGAAUAGGAAUUCCCUUCAGGCUCUGCUAGAAAAAACGGAUAUAGAGGAUCAGCUAGCCACCUGCUUGGACCUACUAAAUGAAGAUAUUCUUUUGUUAAAAAUGAAGAAAGAAUUAUCGACAAAUUUAAAAAACAAAUUUAAUGAUGAGAAAGAGAAACUAAUGAUAAGGGAGUGCAUUUCUAAUUUGAAAAAAAAAAUAGGAGAAAAAACCGACCACGAAAUUUUAUGCGAUAAUUUUUUGGCCAAAUUUCAAUCGAAGAGGAGUCAUAUGGAUGAGGAAGCUUCCACUGCUAUCCUACGCGAAAUUAACAAAUUCGCUUUGUACAAUGAACACUGCAAUGAUUAUGCGUCCACCUACCAGUACCUCAACACGGUGUUGAGCAUCCCCUUUGGAAAGUAUGCACCUCUUUGUGAAGAUAUAAGUGCAUGCGAAAGGACAUUAACACAAAGUCACUACGGAAUGCAGCAAGUGAAGAAAUACAUUUUAGAAUAUGUAGGCUUGUAUAUACUAAACAAAAAUGUGAAACCUAAAAUACUUACCCUUGUUGGUUGUCCGGGCAUUGGGAAAACCUCCAUCUGUAAAUCAAUCAGCUCGGCGUUACAACUCCCCCACUAUGUAAUUAACAUGAACAAUAUUACUAACAUGAAUGAGCUCAUUGGGCAUAGGAGAACGUAUGUGAAUAGCUACGAGGGGAAAAUCGUACAAGCUCUCAUUUCAACAAAUGUAAUGAACCCCUUAAUCGUCCUGGAUGAAAUAGAUAAAAUGUCCUUUACAAAUGGCAACCUAUAUUCUACUCUCCUAAACCUUGUAGAUAGCUCACAGAAUAAGGCGUAUAAAGAUGUGUAUGUAAAUUUCCCCAUUAAUUUGGAGAGAGCUUUUUUUAUUUGCACCGCUAACUCGGUGGAGCACAUCCCAGAAACUUUGCUAGAUCGAAUGGAAAUUGUAAAUGUGUAUCCCUACACCAAUGAGGAAAAAAUUUUUAUUUUUAAAAAUUACUUGGAAAAAAAAUUGCAGGAAGAAACUAAAGUGACGAAUGUACAUCUGAACAUGUCGGAAGAACUACUCCUUUACCUUAUCCAACAUUAUACCAACGAGAAUGGCAUACGGCAAUUUUACUCUCUUGUUUAUAAUAUAUACAAAAAGAGAGCCUUCAUGUUGUUAAAAGGGGUUACUGGGAGGGUCGAUUUGGGGGUCCACAAUUUGCACGUCUUGCACAAAUAUGUGAGCUUUGAUUUUCUGCGGCAGCGGGGAGGCGUUCAAGCCAUUCCCUGCAGGAAUGAGGGCAUGAUCAAGUCGCUCGCUUUUACGGAGGAUGGCGGACAGGUGGUCACAAUAGAAGUGGUUGGCCUAGCGGGGGGAAAUUCCAACGUGCACUGCACGGACGCCUUUCUAAGGAAUACCGCUCAGGGGGAGGAACUGCUCCUUGUGCAACCUACCCCGCGUAGGAACCAAUUCGCCAUGGCGGACGAGACGAUGCACCCAUCAGCGCUGUUGCGCUCUUCCCAAUUGGGGAAACGUGGUGGAGAAGAUGUGUGUCACCACGGAAUGGCUGCAGCCCCCACCUCAUCACAUAUGGUGGAGCCCCCCUUCAUUGACGCUGACAACCCACCCUUUGCGAUACAGAAGGGAAGUGAAGGUACGCAUGGGAUCAAGCACCUGGAGAGAACUUGGCCGCCAGACCCCUACCAAAUUGUUAUUACCGGAAACGUGGGUAAAAUCAUGCAAGAAAGCAUCCUCAUAGCGAAUACCCUUGCCACCCAUCUGAUGAAAAAGGUGGUUCCCACUUUUCAGGGUCAAUAUUUACACAUCAAUUUGAGCGAGUGCGAUGUGAAGAAAGAUGGGCCCAGUGCAGGUGUGAAUUUCGUUACUUCCAUUGUGUCCUACUACCUAAAAACGGCUGUGAGUAGUUCCGUGUGCAUGACUGGGGAGAUUACCCUUAACGGCCAUGUGGUGAAGAUUGGGGGGCUAGUUGAAAAAAUGAUCGUUGCGAGAAAUUUCGGAAUACGAACCCUAAUCAUACCCAGGGACAAUGCACAGGAUUACGAACUCCUGCCAAGUGCUGUGAAGGGAAACAUCCGGGUGCUAUAUGUUCACCACUAUUAUCAAAUCUUUAAUUUCCUUUUCCCCAAGUUUGGCCCCUUAUCGCCCUAG
Messenger RNA from Plasmodium fragile, 3030 nucleotides. RefSeq names its product ATP-dependent protease La. Gene Ontology annotation, molecular function: ATP-dependent peptidase activity; serine-type endopeptidase activity; single-stranded DNA binding. Gene Ontology annotation, biological process: mitochondrion organization; proteolysis; chaperone-mediated protein complex assembly. The coding region runs from base 1 to 3030 and encodes 1009 amino acids. The transcript has a single exon. Lineage: Eukaryota; Apicomplexa; Aconoidasida; Haemosporida; Plasmodiidae. Gene Ontology annotation, cellular component: mitochondrial matrix. The record is from RefSeq and is a predicted model, not a curated record.